UUUUCAUUCGUGAAUCGUGGUCCAUGUGAUUUGAUUGAUGCAGUUUUAUGGAAAAUUGAUCGAAAAACUUGUAAUUUAUUAGUAAAACUUUUAUUCCCAGCACUAUGUCUGGGAAAAAAUGCAAGCAUUGUGGAUCUUCCGAGAUAGAAGUAGAUCCGGCCCGAGGAGAUGCAGUGUGUACAAGCUGCGGCACGGUGCUGGAAGACAACAUUAUUGUCGCCGAAGUUGAGUUCCAAGAAUCUGCUCAUGGUGGUGCAUCUGCGAUAGGGCAGUUCGUGUCUGCGGAGACAAAAGGAGGAGCCACUGGAUUUGGUCGAGCCUUCCAUGCUGGAAUUGGUCAAGAAUCACGGGAGAUCACGCUAAGAAAGGCAAGAGAUGGCAUCACGACGCUCUGUCAGCAGCUCCGUUUGAACCAGCAGUGCAUAGACAUUGCCUGCAACUUCUUCAAAAUGGCGUUGUCGCGGCAUUUGACCAUCGGCCGGCCAGCCAGCCACACUCAAGCGGCCUGUGUGUACAUGACCUGCAGGACUGAAGGCACAGCCCAUCUCUUGAUUGAUAUCAGCGACGCUCUACAAAUCUGCUGUUAUCAACUGGGCCGAGCAUAUUUCAGGCUGUCUAGAGCACUUUGCAUCAACAUUCCUCCUACAGAUCCAUGCCUGUACAUCCUCCGGUUCUCGUCGCAGCUCCAGCUAGAAGACAAGCAGCAUGAGGUCAGCAUGACAGCUCUUCGGCUGGUGCAGAGGAUGAAGCGGGACUCGAUACAUUCCGGGCGCAGACCUUCUGGAAUUUGUGGGGCUGGUAAGUUUCUAGAUGCUCGGUGUCACGAAUUCUCGCGGACGCCAAGCGAUGUGGUCCGAAUCGUCAAAGUGCACGAGUCGACUAUUCGCAAGCGGCUGAUGGAGUUCGGAGAGACGCCUUCCAGCGCCCUCACGUUGGAUGAGUUCAUGACCGUGGACCUGGAGGAGGAACAGGACCCUCCGGCUUUCAGAGCUGCUAGGAAGAGGGAUAAGGAGCGGUUGCAGAAGCUGAUGGAAGAAGAGGACGGAGAGAAAGAGCUGACAGAGCUACAGAAAGAGAUAGACGCACAGUUAGAAAAAGACAACUCUAGGAGACGAAAGUUGGCGCCUGGAGCGGGUGCCACUCUCACACCUAUAAGCUCUAUAGUACAACCUGAAGCUUCGGAAGACUCAGAAGACGCAGAAGCGUCUCGUUUCGCCGCGGAAGACACGUUAACCCUCAUCGGGGACAUCGCCAAAGACGCGAGACCAGAAGGGGAGAAAGCGCCCUCCAAGAUUGACCAGUUGAAGUUCGAGAAAGGACUCGGUCCAGAACUAGCAGUAAUAGGUCUCGGGCAGCCAGAAGAGAAGCAAGCAGAUCCGUUCCUAAAACCAGAACCUAAGCAGCCGUUCAGCAAGGAUCUGCAGUAUGAUGAGCUGGUGUUGAGCGCUGAUGACGAGGAGUACGUGAGCUCGCUCAUCAUGACGGAUGCUGAGGCAAGGCAUAAGACCAUGCUGUGGCAUAAAGUCAAUGCUGGGUACCUGAGGGAUCAGAAAAUAAAAGAAGAAAUGCGCGCCAAAGAGCGGGAAGAAGGCAAAAAGAAGAAAGUCCGCGGCUGCUACAAGAAGAAGUUAGCGUGCAACGCGGCCACCGCCGGCGAGGCUAUCGAGAAGAUGCUUGCUGAGAAGAAGAUCAGCUCCAAGAUCAAUUAUGAUAUAUUGAAGAGCUUGGACCAACCUGGGACACCCGCGCCUGCUUCUAAAACAGAGGAGGCUAAGAAAGACGUCAUAGCCCCGUCACCGGAGGCGCCGGUAGAAGUCCCGGCGUCGCCCGUGCCCCGCAAGCGCCGCAAGAAGCCCGCCGCCUCGCCCGCGCCCCCCACCCCCGCCACCCCCGCCCCCGCCGCCUCGCCCGCGCCCCGCGCCCCCGCCCCCGCCCCCGCCACGCCUAUUGUCAACACACCCGCCCCCGCUACACCCGCGACACACGAUGCGAGCGAAGAUUACGAUGAUGACGCGGAGCUGGAUGCCACUGACACUGGUGCGGAAUUAUCACUAGCUGCUAUGCUGCGCAAUGGGCAGGAUGAUGACUACUAUGACUACGAGGAGUAUUAGCGCUGGCCACUCUGCGCUAGGAUAUUGGCAGUUAGUCUUUGACCACUAUACACAGUAAGCUGACAUUGACAACUGCUAAAGUCCGGUCGCCGAGAAGAUAGAAUUUCGUCCAAUGACUCCAAGCUACCUUCCUACCUAUCCUUAUCGCUCGCGCGUAAUUAUAUUGCUGUCGCGACUGUGCGACCGCAAUGAGUGUUUGAGCGUGACAGCAAUAUAAUUACGCGUGAGCGAUAAGGAUGGGUAGCUUGGGGUCAUUGGACAAAAUUCUAUGUGCAUGGCAACCGAACUUUAUAAUAGAUAAUUUAAUUUACAGAUCUCAGUUACAAGGAUUUUGAAUUGCGAAUUUAACGUAA
Molecule: messenger RNA, 2464 nt
Organism: Ostrinia furnacalis (Asian corn borer)
Lineage: Eukaryota; Metazoa; Arthropoda; Insecta; Lepidoptera; Crambidae
Gene: Brf
Product: Brf RNA polymerase III subunit
Exons: 14
Coding region: 105-2111 (668 amino acids)
Biological process (GO): transcription by RNA polymerase III; transcription preinitiation complex assembly; DNA-templated transcription initiation
Cellular component (GO): transcription preinitiation complex; nucleus; transcription factor TFIIIB complex
Molecular function (GO): TBP-class protein binding; RNA polymerase III general transcription initiation factor activity; RNA polymerase III type 3 promoter sequence-specific DNA binding
Source: RefSeq, a predicted model, not a curated record